Messenger RNA from Prunus mume (Japanese apricot), 671 nucleotides. The record is from RefSeq and is a predicted model, not a curated record. Lineage: Eukaryota; Viridiplantae; Streptophyta; Magnoliopsida; Rosales; Rosaceae.
AUCCCAAUAGCGCUGGACAUGGCAAAAGACAGCAAAGAUAAAGAUCGUGAGCUGAAAAAGAGAAUGAGUACAGACAAUUAUAUGCGCUGUGCUAUUCGCGAGUGCUAUCUUUCAUUUAAAAGUAUUAUUAAUUUUUUGGUCCUUGGAGAGCGUGAAAAGAAGGUUAUAAAUGAUAUCUUCACCUUAGUUGAUGCGCAUAUUGCUGAGGGAAAUCUGACAACGGAGUUCAAUAUGAGUGCUCUCCCAAGCCUCCAUGAGCAAUUUGUUCAGUUGAUUGACCAUCUGCUGAAAAACAAAAAGGAGGACAAGGACCAGGUCGUAAUUGUCUUGCUCAACAUGUUAGAGGUUGUGACAAGGGACAUAAUGGAGGAUGAAAUUCCCACCUUGCUAGAUUCAAGCCAUGGGGGAACUUAUGGGAAAGAUGAGGGAAUGACACCCCUUGAUCAACGGGAUACAUAUUUCGGUGAACUGAAUUUCCCAGUGCCAGUGACCCCAAAAACAGAAGCUUGGAAAGAAAAGAUCAGAAGGCUUCAUCUAUUGCUUACGGAGAAGGAGUCUGCUAUGGAUGUCCCAUCCAACUUGGAAGCUAGAAGGCGCAUUUCUUUCUUUUCUAACUCAUUGUUUAUGGACAUGCCUCCUGCACCUAAAGUUCGAAAUAUGCUUUCCUUCUC